This is a messenger RNA of Panthera uncia (snow leopard), 3748 nucleotides long. It is a transcript of the gene ANGPTL1, whose product is annotated as angiopoietin like 1. The transcript has 5 exons. Gene Ontology annotation, biological process: cell surface receptor protein tyrosine kinase signaling pathway. Lineage: Eukaryota; Metazoa; Chordata; Mammalia; Carnivora; Felidae. The record is from RefSeq and is a predicted model, not a curated record. The coding region runs from base 460 to 1968 and encodes 502 amino acids.
UAUUUAAGGCUACAGAGAGGAAAUCCUAAGGAGGAGACUUUCCCCCCCUAGUCUCCAGCAAUUUUUUGGUGACGUAAUAUGUGGGCUGAACUUGAGUUUACUGAGAAAGAGAGGGAAUCACUAUUCAAGGGUACUGUAUAUACAAUCUGGGUCAGCUGCAGCUGGUUACUGCAUUUCUCCAUGUGGCAGACAGAGCAAAGCCACAAUGCUUUCUCUGCCGGAUUAACGACAGCCCACAGACCAGAACUUCCACUAUACUACUUAAAAUUACAUAGGUGGCUUGUCAAAUUCAAUUGAUGAGUGUUGUAAGAAGAAAAAGAAGUUCGUUAUUACAGCUUGGAUUCAACGGUCCAAAACAAAAAUGCAAUUGCCAUUAAAGUCACAGAUGAACAAACUUCUGCACUGAUUUUUAAAAGCGAGAAUAAGAGCAGCAAGUUUCUGGGUCUGCUUUAUCAACAGAUGCAUAAAGACUUCAUACAACCUCAUUUCAAAAUGAAGGCUUUUAUUUGGACCCUAAGUGUGUUAUUCUUCCUACUAAUGGGCAUUGGACAUUGCAGAGGAGGACAGUUCAAAAUAAAAAAAAUAACCCAGAGGAGAUACCCUCGUGCCACAGAUGGUAAAGGGGAAGCAAAGAAAUGUUCAUACACAUUCCUGGUGCCUGAACAAAAAAUUACAGGGCCAAUUUGUGUCAAUACCAAAGGGCAAGAUGCAAGUACUAUUAAAGACAUGAUCACCAGGAUGGACCUUGAAAACCUGAAGGAUGUGCUCUCCAGGCAGAAGCGGGAGAUAGAUGUCCUGCAGCUGGUGGUGGAUGUAGAUGGAAACAUUGUAAACGAGGUAAAGCUGCUGAGAAAAGAAAGCCGGAACAUGAACUCCCGUGUUACUCAACUCUAUAUGCAGCUAUUACACGAGAUUAUCCGUAAGAGGGAUAAUUCACUUGAACUUUCCCAGUUGGAAAAUAAAAUCCUCAAUGUCACUACAGAAAUGUUGAAGAUGGCAACAAGGUACAGGGAACUAGAGGUGAAAUAUGCUUCCUUGACUGAUCUCGUCAAUAACCAGUCUGUGAUGAUCACUUUGCUGGAAGAACAGUGCUUGAAGAUAUUUUCCCGACAAGACCCCCAUGUGUCUCCUCCUCUUGUCCAGGUGGUGCCACAACAUAUUCCUAACAGUCAUCCGUAUACUCCUGGACUGCUGGGGGGUAAUGAGAUACAGAGGGAUCCAGGUUAUCCCAGGGAUUUAAUGCCACCACCCGAUCUGGGGACUUCUUCCACCAAAAGUCCUCUCAAGAUACCACCAGUAACGUUCAUCAAUGAAGGACCAUUCAAAGACUGUCAGCAUGCAAAAGAAGCUGGACAUUCAGUCAGUGGGAUUUAUAUGAUUAAACCUGAAAACAGCAAUGGACCAAUACAGUUAUGGUGUGAGAACAGUUUGGAUCCAGGGGGUUGGACUGUUAUUCAGAAAAGAACAGAUGGCUCUGUCAACUUCUUCAGAAACUGGGAAAAUUAUAAGAAAGGGUUUGGAAACAUUGAUGGAGAAUAUUGGCUUGGACUGGAAAAUAUCUAUAUGCUUAGCAAUCAAGAUAAUUAUAAGUUGUUGAUUGAAUUAGAAGACUGGAGUGAUAAAAAAGUCUAUGCAGAAUAUAGCAGCUUUCGCCUGGAACCUGAAAGUGAAUUCUUUAGACUACGUCUGGGAACUUACCAGGGAAAUGCAGGGGACUCUAUGAUGUGGCAUAAUGGUAAACAGUUCACCACACUGGACAGAGAUAAAGAUAUGUAUGCAGGAAACUGCGCCCACUUUCACAAAGGAGGAUGGUGGUACAACGCCUGUGCGCAUUCUAACCUAAACGGAGUGUGGUACAGAGGUGGCCAUUACAGAAGCAAAUACCAAGAUGGCAUAUUUUGGGCUGAAUACCGAGGCGGGUCGUACUCUUUGAGAGCAGUUCAGAUGAUGAUCAAGCCUAUUGACUGAAGAGAGAUCGCCUCCAACUUAAAUGACAGAGAGCUCUGCCCUUUUCAGUUCCUAAACAUGUAAAUGUUACAUGUAUAUUGUUUUGCACAAUUCAUUGCUACAGAUACAGUUUUAAAUGAACUUACCAUAACUGUAAAAGGGGAUUUAUGACUAUAGUUUCAUCUUUCCUCAAUAUACUGCAGAAGAUUAUUUGUACCCAUAAUCCUAUUUUUAAAAUUAUAUUGACUAAACAUAGGCAAAGUUUGUUUUAUAAAAUGUAAAUAUUUGCUACAGUAUAUAACAAAUCUUAGCUUUAUUUUAAAUCAAAAUUGAAUACAUGUUCAAGACAAUUUAUUUAAAAAUUUUAUGAGAUUGCUCUAACUUCCAAUAGAAAAAAUAAUUUUAAAAUUUCAGCCAAGUAAUACGUUUUAUUUAUAAAAAUAUAGACAGGAAAUUAGAGAAAACUCUAGUUUUGCCAAUAGAAAAUACAUUUUGCAUUGAAUAAAAGUUAUUUCAAUUCAGUUUGUGCCUCUGACAUGAAAUGGUUAGACCGAAAUCCUUUUCCUGCUUUUAUUUUGAGAGAGAGAGAAAAAGCAUGCACAAACGGGGGAGGGGCGAGAGACAAAAUCCCAAGCAGGCUCAGCACCGAGCACGGAGCCCGAUAUGGGGCUCCAUCCCAUGACUGAGAUCACGACCUGAGCCGACAUCAAGGGCCAGAUGCUCAACCAACUCAGCCAACCAGACGUGCCCCUUGAACUCCUGCCAAUAUAUUUUGUGCCAAUCCCCCCCCCCCAAAUUAAGUGAUCCAUAGUAUUUAAAUACGUAUUUUAAAAAAUAAUGUAUGUAAUGUUUAAACAGUCAAAUUUACAAAAAACGGAAAUUAUAAAUGAUUUUUUCAAUAUUGUCUUCACAUGAUUUAUUGGAACACCAAAAUUUCCUGAAAUGUAUUUAUAUUGUUCUAUCAGCAAAAUAUUGGUAUUACAAGAAUGGGAAUCACAAAAAUUUAGUGAGCCAAUGGUUUUACAGAUCUGAAUUAUAACUUACGUAUAAACAAGCUUAUUAAUACCCCUGCUCUCCCCACUUCCAAAUUUACUGAUCCUGUCUGCUAUUCAAGUCAGAAAGCCUAGAGAACUUUAUAAGCAUUACCACAUACUGAUGGGUGGGACUAACACAACUUCAAGGAACUGUUAGGUAUUUUCUCAAUACUGAGAUUCAAUACCUUCGGGGCAGAAUCCACAGGGGUUUGGCUAGUCCAAUUUGCUAAUUCCAUCUUAUUGUGUGUGUGUGCGCGUGUGUGUCUUUUACUCAACUUUGGAUCUAACAACUUAUUACCAACCUCCUGGAAUAAUUUCUUUCCAGAAACAUGUUCUUGCUUACAGUUGACCUUCCUAAUUCAUUUGUGAACUAAAAUUUUAGAGAAAUCGCUGAAGACUUCUGCUCAAGCAAAAAGAAAAUCCUACCACGACUGAAGAUAAUCACUUGAACAACUCAAGCCCACCAACAUGACCAGUGUUUUUCCUGUCGUAUGUUAAAAUGAAAAUGCCGGUCAAAGAAGGCUUCAAGAGAACAUCAAAAUAUUAAAGUAGUGCUUUUCUUUGUUUUACCUAUGGUUAUCUUAAAAUGGGUUUGAAGUCCCUCCUACCACCCCCAGAAUAAUAAAAAAAAAUCUGCUGUAAGAUUUCUGGAUAAUCUAGUUGUUCUAUCAAAUCUUAAUUGGAUAAAAUUGUACAAGGGCAUUCCAUUUAUAUAGCAUUUCAUGUAAACAUCCAAAACCCUAUCAAAGACAAGUCUUAAAGAACUU